CCCGUCUUGCCGGCGCCUGCGCAGUGCGCACCGACCGCCCCGAGCUCCCCGGCAGGAGGUUUUUCUGUAUGAGUAGAGAAGACAGCUGUUGCAAGUAGAAGUGACACAACAUUUAUUAGGAUGUCUGAGGAUGAAGACAAAGUGAAAUUACGCCGCCUUGAACCAGCUAUCCAGAAAUUUAUUAAAAUAGUAAUCCCGACAGAUCUGGAGAGGUUAAGAAAGCACCAACUAAAUAUUGAGAAGUACCAGAGAUGCAGAGUCUGGGACAAGCUGCACGAAGAGCACAUCAACGCGGGACGCACCGUGCAGCAACUCCGCUCCAAUAUCCGAGAAAUGGAGAAGCUUUGUUUGAAGGUCCGAAAGGAGGACCUGGGACUUCUGAAGAGAAUGAUAGAUCCUGUUAAAGAAGAAGCAUCAGCAGCAACCACAGAAUUUCUCCAACUCCACCUGGAAUCUGUAGAAGAACUUAAGAAACAAUUUGAUGAUGAAGAAACUUUGUUACAGCCUUCUUUGACCAGAUCUGUGACUGUCGGUGGAGCAUUUCACACUACUGACGCUGAAGCUGAAGCUGACCCUCAGAGCAUGACUCAGAUAUAUGCAUUGCCUGAAAUUCCUCGAGAUCAAAAUGCUGCAGAAUCAUGGGAAAUCUUAGAAGCGGACUUAAUUGAACUUAGUCAACUGGUCACAGAAUUCUCUCUCCUAGUAAAUUCUCAGCAGGAGAAGAUUGACAGCAUUGAAGACCAUGUCAACACUGCCGCUGUGAAUGUUGCAGAGGGAACCAAAAACUUGGGGAAGGCUGCAAAAUACAAGCUGGCAGCUCUGCCUGUGGCAGGUGCGCUCAUCGGAGGAGUGGUGGGGGGUCCGAUUGGCCUCCUUGCAGGCUUCAAAGUGGCGGGAAUUGCAGCUGCACUUGGUGGUGGAGUGUUGGGCUUCACAGGUGGAAAAUUGAUACAAAGAAGGAAACAGAAAAUGAUGGAGAAGCUCACUUCCAGCUGUCCAAAUCUUCCCAGCCAAACUGACAAAAAGUGCAGUUAAAAACCAAACUUCAGUCUGACUGGCGCCAACACGUCUGUCCUGAUGGGCCUUGGCUGCUGAGGGACAUCGGUGUUUAGAACCUGGUUGUGUCAAGAGAGUGGCCGGAGAUGCUCAAGCAGUGUCGAACUGUGAUAAAUGGCUCUAUGUUUUUGUUUGCCGGGCUAUUAAUGGAGUGGACGGGCCUGGGCUGAGGGUGGAUAAUGCUUGUCAGGUAAAGUUUAAGGACUGCUAGGGAGCAGAUUUUCUGCCCGGAAAUGUGAAAGCCAAACCCAUAACUUCGAUGAGUACAUGCGGUGCAUGGACACGUUGGGUCGUGAAGAGUAGUUUCUUCCAUACCCCUGAUUUGGAGACCCUGCAGGAAAGCAUAUUAUAAAUAUGCUUUUUAUCUCCUGAACGUAGGAGAUUAUUUAGGCCUCUCAGCAAAGAAGAGAAUGGGAGUCAAUGAGCCUUUCUUAUCAAAUGAGGAAAUCCCGGCGUAGCCAGGGGUGUGGGUGAGGCACAAGGUGGAGGCCGUUUGGUGAACCCUGAGACACCUUGGUCCCGCUACACUUUCUGAUGAAGGAAACUAGUAGUAAAAGAACAUGCAAAGCAAGGCCCAACUUCUCUAUCCAGUAUUUUCAUUUGUGACCCUGGCGCCUUCUCUGAACUCUGCCCUCCGCCUCGCGGAGGAAUCUUAAAGACAGAUUCUUGAGUGUAGGAGGCAGUGGUGUUAAGCCAGUCACUCAGCUGGUUCUGUCGGCUGAUGUCUCUUCACCCGAGAGACCUGGUGCCCUCUGCCCUCCUUCCCUUGUACUUUUCCAGGUUCUUUCACUUAUGGGGUGAAUUCUACCCCAUAAGUGUAAUGAGGGCUUUUCUCAUAACAUGCCUUUUUUUUUAUUGUUUCUCAUCCUUCCCUAUAAUUUCUAGGUAAGAGAAGGAGGGAGAAAGAGAGAGACCUCCAAAUAUCCAACAUUGUUAGAGUUUGAGCUAAAAAAUAAGCAGGCAGGAAAUAUGCCAGAUCAUUUCUUGGGGCAUCUCCCAAGUUCAAGGGGCUGAUGCACCUGCCAUGCAGGGAGUCUCUGACCCCGGUGAAGCUACGCGCGAGCCCUCUACCUCACAUCUCUUGCCGCCAUGCUUUCCCCCAGGCUUUGCUCUCUCCUAUGCCUUCCUUCGCCUUUCCCAGCUGCCAUCUCUUCCCAAGGAUGGCAUUCAUGUUUGCCUUUUCUCACGUUCAGGGCGAGGAGGGACCGAGCCUGCGGCCAACACUCAGUCCCUGCCGGUGGAUCUGCGGUGCUAAUCCCGACACUUGACCUUGAGAGAGAGCGUGGCCCAGCCCAACCCAAUGUCUAUAGCAAAUGGCAAAAAGGUUUAAAUGUAGAAAGAGAGAAUUUAAGAUUACAGGCCGCCUCAUCCUGUACCCCAAACCCUGAGAUAGGACAGGACCACCUUUUGCCUUACUCCACUCGUCCGUGAGGGCCGAGGGGUGCGAGCCGCACGACAGACGCUGGGGGCUUUCUCUGCUCGGGCGCCGGGCCCCAGGCCGUCGGAGGCUUCAUCGUUUCUCCCUAGCUGAGCUUACCUUCAUAACUUCUAUCGAUGCUACCUUGUAUUUCCGUUUCUAAUCCAAAGAGACCUCUCUCCUUCAGACUUUUUGACUCCCACCAGUUCUUGCCAUUAAAUGCCGUAUUUUGCUGUGUAUAACGCACACAAAAUGUGCGUUAUACACGGGAUUAUUGUACCCAUGAUUAUGCCCAUGGCAUGUAAUCCUUACACCCACGUAUAAUGUGCAUCCUUAAUUUUCCCUUGAAAUUUUGGGCAAAAAAGUGCACAGCAAAAUACGGUAACUAGAAAAUUUCCAGUACUGUAUUGCUACCUGCUGAGGUGUGUCUUUUAUGUAAGACCAAGGAGGAAGUGCUUUGAAUGAGUGUCAGAUUCUGAUCCGGUGUUUGAUAUUGACUGAUACUGACUGAUACCUGUAAAGUCAGGGUAACUACUUUUGAACUCUACCUUUUUUUAUUUUCUGGUCCUCACUGUCCCUUUCACACAGGGUGUUCGAACCAGAGUGAGGCUCAGAAUCACGUGGGGUGCACGUUUAAAACAAGAGCCCCAAACAUCAGUCCCACAGGUGAUUCUAAUAAUGAUCAAUCUGGCCUGGCCGGCUACGGUUAUAAAUUUAAGACAGAGUUGCAUCAAGAUUCAGCUGUAGAACUGAGUUCUGGAAUUUCCAGUUUUCUGCCCUUCAGCAUUGCCCAAGCCGUAUCACUGCACAUCAUUCCCACUCUCCCGGCCCCAGAUUGUCUGUGCUUUUCAGCCCAUGGUCUUAGCACAGCUAGGGGCUCACGACCCUGUCAGGCUGGUUGUACGUCAGGACCUGACGGACAGAGGACGCUGGGACUGAAGCUCAUUUUACCGAGUGUGAGACACCGCCGCACAUGCCCGUAAAGGCCGGGGAAGGUUAUGCUCACCGGGUUGGGAUGUUACUCUAGCAGCCUUCAAGCCUGGGCAAGUAAGAAUCCUUUUACAAAGUUUUAUUUAAAAUUGUUUUGAAAUUGUAUCUAAUUUUCCGUUUUCCCAUAAUAGAUCCUAAUAGCCAACUUCUGGUAGAAAUGUCUAGAAGUGUUUAAUCAACUAUGAAUGAUAUCCCUAUAAACUAUAGUGUUAGAAGUAUGUAUUAGUCAUGAUAACACAGAAACUGAUCAUAAAAUUGAAUUUAAUGCCCCACAGUAUCAGAUCAAAUUCAUCUUCUCUGUUACUCAGGUCUUAUUUUUACUCCAACAAGUUAAAACAUAAGGAACACUUUGCCUAAGUUCUUCAAAUUUAUAGAGGCUUAUUCGGAUGAAGGCAGUGCUCCUAAAGGCAUUUUUGAUAUAAUAGUCUGUAGAACAGAGACUAAAAAUUUUUCAUUGUAAACCCCACCCCCAGUAAACAAUGCACUUACAUCAAACUCAGCAUAUGUGUAGUGGGGCAGUUCUUACCAUUAUGUGCAGUGCAUUCUGAUGUUUUCAUUGUUUCAGUUUCUACAAUACGCUUGUUGCAACCUACUCAAGUGACUUCAUAAUCUGUCAGUAGGUUGAGACCCCUAGUGUGGGGGGAAGGAAACCCCUCCACUCUUACAGGGGAACUGAUAGUCAUUGCCUAUCUUCUGUUUGCCAGGCCCUUCGCUAGGCAUUUACUGGUAGGGAAACUGGGUCUCAGAGAAGUUAAAUAAUUUGCAGAGGCUUGUUCAACUGCAAAUGGGUGAAGCUAGGAUGUUAAACCAGGUCUGUUGAACUACAAAAACUAUUCAUCUCUUGCUAUGCCACUUCUGUAUGUAAAAUUGAAGUGGGCCCUUUAUUCUGCUCCACCUAAACACCCAUAUAUUCUGUCAGCCAGGAUUACUUUGAAGUUACAUGUGCCAUUCAUUCGUACUUAAAAAAUUUUUGUUCCUAAAGCAGCCUCGAAGUGUUUAACAUUGGCCAACGCAGAAGUAUGUGGUGCUGAGUUUGGUCCUUAGACUAUAAAAUUAAAAGUGUUUCCAGUCCACACACACAUCCUACAGAUUUCCUUAUGUGCAUGGGCUAUAGCCAUCACUUAAGCAAUGAUUUUCAUAUCUAAUUAAAAAAUUAAAUGUAUUAAGACAAAUCCACCAUAACUUACAGAAUCAAAUGAUCAUUAUGCUUUAAAAUGGUGCUCUUAGGAAGCCGUGCUCUUAGGAAGCCGUGCUCUCGCCAUGGCGAUGCUAGUGAUAGAACUCUGAAAGUUUUCUUUUAGAAUUGCCUCCAAAGAUGUGCAAAUCACUUUUAAAAAGGCUAUCUUGGUGUUUCCUGGUCCCAGACUAUGCUCCCUGGUCCUUAUGACCUCUCCUCUCUCCCUUCCUCAGUUUUGCUCCUAUUCUGCUGGCUUGGCUCUCCUACCCACCUCUGCUGUGGCCCCUGCCCUGAGGGGGUGCCCAGAGCAGGGCUGUGCUGGCCCGAGUUGCUGGAGCAAGAGCUGGUAGACUGCAGCGAAGCUGGGUGCUGGAUUGGGGCCACUACGAGUCCAAACCCUUCCUCUGGGCUCAGUCUGCCCGCCCGUAAGCGCCAUGAGUGGUUUGCACAUGAGUCAGACCUGAGUACUGGUCAUACCAAUCACGAGAGGUUGAGGAAACCUGAGAAACGUACGUAUAACGUGCAGCAUUUUUCUCCCGGGGAGGUACAGAAACCAAACCACGGCAUACUUUUUAAAACAGAAAGGUCUUUUCCCUUGGCCCUCGUUGCUGCCAUGUGCAAUCUUUGAGAGGAAGGAUGCACAGAAGCCCCGGGGGAAGGUCCUCCUGUGAAAUGGAGCAUUUUCUUGUCUGUAAUAAAGUGCAGUGUGACUGUGGCUCUCGGGUGCUUACGAAGGUCAGACAACGUCCGUGAGUCGUCGAGGCCUGCCCAGAGGUGGGGGCUUUCCUGCGGCCUACCCCGGUGUAAACAGCUCAGGCUCUGUCUGUGCUUUUAUUAAAACUUUGGUUUCUAACAGGUGGUUCUCACUGCCUAUAUUCAGUAAUUCGACAUCGUUUUACAGAGGAACUUCCUGGGUGCAACACACAAUCAGUGGUAAACGACCCCUGUGUCGCCCUCGUACAUCUCUGCCCUCGGAGGAGUGAUGUCCGCCGCCGCGUGUGCUCAUAAAGGCCUGGGAGGCGAGAAGUGCGUCAGCGCGAUAGUAACAAAAAUAAAUGGGAAAAAAAGGCGUAAAAAAUGUCAAAGGCAGAUGAUUUGCCCAAGAUCAAAGCCGGUUAGCACACAAGCUAGAAUUAGAACCCUAGUCUAAGAAAAAAACGUCCUCAGAGUGAGCUGACGGAGUUGUGGCGCCCUGCCCAUCAGGCUGCCUGCGGGGGCAAGUGCUUCGGACCAGCGUCCACGUCCUCCAUCAGCCAGUGGCUACUGCAGAGAGACGAGUGGGUGGGGGACCCUGAGAUCAGAGUUCCGUGUUCGGCUUUGUCUCCCAUAGUAAGCUUCUUCUCAGGGGUGGCUGCCUUCUCCCAUUCUGGGCAGGGGUUCCCCAGCCACACAUUUUAGAGGGCACCCACCUCUCGCUGGGUCCUGUCAAUCCCUCUCUGAAUGCUGGUUGCUGUCAAUCAUCCUAGGAAAGGACUCUUGGCCUCGGGCCCCUCCCUCAUCUUCCCCGGCUUUAAGCCAUUCCUCACAUCACUGCCACAACAAGAAUGAGAACCAGGUCUGGCUCUCACUUUGCUCCUGAAAUCUUUUCCGUGGCGUCCACUGAAUACCCAACAAAGUUCAAGUUCCUUAGGCUGGCAUUCGCAGCCUUCCAAAUCCUGGCCCCAGGUUUAUCUCUGCAGACUCACUGCUCCGCAUCUGGUGAUGCCACUGAAAAGCAGACAUUCCAUGAGAAUGAUUUGAAGGUGGUGAAAGUAGGAUUCUCUGUGGUAAAGGUACAGACUGGUAACAUGCUACGUUUACAUUCUUCCAGACUAAAGUAUCUUUUGUAAUAGGACAUUUUACAAAAGAAAGCCAGCUGAGAUUUCUUUAAGCUCUUGAACAAGCCUAAAAGUUGUUUCCUAAGGAAGAGAAACCUUGUGUCCCCCCCAAAAGAAAUUGCAUCCAGUCCCUGAACUUCCGGAACAACGUCAGUCUUGCCGUCUGUGCAAGCGAAGCACGGACUCCUGCAGCAGCAGAGCUGCCCCGGCCUCGAACUGGCGCUUGUCCAGCCCCUGCGAGAAGCCGGACUAAUACGUAUUUGACAGAAACAGUCAAGGGUACAUGUUAUUCAUACAUUUCUCAAGUACUUGAGAUUUUCUGUAUUAAAGCUAAUCACAGAAAAGAUGUUUACCUGGGUUCCAUUAAUUAAACCUCUAAAGAUAUUUUCCAUUUUAUUGUUAAACCCUUGGUGUUAGCGAGGGUCACCACAAGAAAAGGCUCAACGGUGAGAACUCCUAUAAAUUCUGUAAAGCUUACUGAAUGCGUUUACUUUGCUGUCGAGCGGUGCUUGUAAGGAAACAUGCAAUAAAUGCACUCAUUCUACAACA
Phyllostomus discolor (pale spear-nosed bat) is the source of this 7006-nucleotide messenger RNA. RefSeq names its product syntaxin 17 (gene STX17). Gene Ontology annotation, molecular function: SNAP receptor activity; SNARE binding. NCBI's taxonomy places the organism in Eukaryota, Metazoa, Chordata, Mammalia, Chiroptera, Phyllostomidae. The record is from RefSeq and is a predicted model, not a curated record. Gene Ontology annotation, biological process: exocytosis; vesicle fusion; intracellular protein transport. The transcript has 8 exons. Gene Ontology annotation, cellular component: SNARE complex; plasma membrane; autophagosome membrane. Bases 121 to 1035 code for a protein of 304 amino acids.